UACCUCCAUUUCCUGAGUUGUAAAACCAGCAUACCGCUACUCUGUAAUUUAAAACGCCGUUGUGGGAAAAUGUUGGCGUGACUUCACUGGCUGGGACUCUGAGUGGGUCGCUUAAUGGAACUGCGGAGCCACAUGUAACUAAUCCGCCCUGUUUGGUUUAGAACCACCAUGUCGAUCACGCUGCUGUGGGCCGUAGACGUGUACGGGCGGGUGUACAGCGUCUCCACCGCCGGCCGGCGCUGGGUCCGCGCCGACGACGCACUACUGGAGCUCAAGCGCGUCAGCGCCGGGAAAGAUCGCUGCUGGGGCAUCGGCUGUGACCACCACGUGUACCUCAACAUGAUCCCUCAAGAAACACCCAUCCGCUACAAAGAGGAGACCUAUGAAAACCAGAGGUGGAAUCCCGUGGACGGGUUCACGGACACGCUACUGCCCACCGACCGCUGGCCGUGGAGCGACGUGACUGGGAUGAAUCCUCAACCAUUCGACAGCUUUCGGUUGCCGUCCCGCAGCUGGGAGUGGGAGGGGGACUGGUAUGUGGACCACAGCUGUGGGGGCGAACCCAGUCAGAGCGGGGGUUGGGAAUAUGCUGUCGACUUCCCCGCUAACUUCUCCCCCGACAAGAAAUGGAACUCUUGUGUGCGUCGUCGGCGUUGGAUCCGCUACAGAAGAUACACGGCGCAAGGCACCUGGGCCAAGAUCCCCUCGGCGCAUCCCGGGAAGCCUCCGCUACCUCUCUGUGACAUCAGUUGCGGCGGCUGGGAGAUGAGUGACGAGUCUGGGAGGUACCCUCAACUUUGGGCUGUGUCCCAACAAGGACAGGUGUGGUUCAGGGACGGCAUCCACCCUCGGGUCCCUGAGGGCACCGACUGGGAAGAAGUGGAGGUGCCCAAGGAGGUGUCCCAGCUGUCGUUGGGUCCCAGAGACCUGCUGUGGGCUGCGCUAUGGGACGGCAACCUGCUGGUCCGCGCGGGCCUCAGCCUGGACAGUCCGAUCGGCACGUCGUGGCUGGAGGUGGAGUCACCCCAGAAGGAGGUGGAGACUCUCCAUGUGUCUGUAGGGGUCAGCGUUGUGUGGGUGAUCACUAAAGACUACAAGGUGUGGUUCAGGCGGGGCGUCAAUUCCCACAAUCCCUGCGGCUCGGGAUGGAUCGGCAUUGUCGGCGAGAUGAUGAUGCUCGAUGUGGGGCUCAACGACCAGGUUUGGGCGGUUGGUGAGGACCGCGGUCUGUAUUUCCGAAUUGGGGUGACCCCAUCUGAACCGAGCGGCAACGGCUGGAUCCCCGUAUCCGCCGAGUGGGGCAGCGCUCGAGACACCGUCCCACUCAGGGACGGCUGUGAGCUGAGCAGGCAGCCGGCAGAAGCCUUCCAAGGCUCAGCGCUGAACUGCACCAACUCGGACUUCGAGUUAGGCCCGACGGAGCCGGUGAACAGCACAAGUAACACUCCAGUCCUGGAAGCGGCAGACCCUUCAGUGGUCCCCUUAGGAGGAGCCCCCGUCGCCUCUCAAGAGACAAACAAUGCACCUGCAGCACCUCAAACUUUAAUCCCCGCAAGCGAUAGCUUCAUUAACAGCCUGGUUUCGGACCGCGACAAAAGCUCCUCAAACCAACAGUCGAGCGUCCCGCUUGAGGAGGAAGGGCAGUUCUCCCCGGCACAAAUCGCCCUGAGCCCAGACGCCUUCGGGCCCGGCGCCCCUUGGAGCAACGUGGACUUGGAAGGCGCCGAGGCGGCUCGAAGCACGCUAGCAGAAGGACCCCGCUUGAGCGACGGACUGGGUCUGGACGGUGCACAAGGUGUUGGGGAGGAAGAGGGUCCUGUGUGGGCUUGGAUUUCGGGAGGGGGCUGCAAUGUGGACGCCGCUUCCCAAGUCAGCUGGCUCAGCGCUACAGGUCCACUUGUUAGCUCUUGGUCACUGACCCCUGUGCAGUCUUCAGCCUGGAGCAAUCAGGAGCCCAGAGAGGAGAUCAGCAAGAAACCUCUGGAAAGAAGCAAUUCCGUCUGGGUGCGUAAAGGCACGCUACGUUGGUGGAGGGACUGGAAGCCACAGCGCUGGCUGGACGUGGCUGCGGCUCUGGAACAGUCUACCAAGUCGGACGGCGGGAAGGACAGCAUCUUCUUCAUUUACUACACGCAAUAUGAUGAGAAAAAGUACAUUCACAUCUUCAUCAAUGAGAUAACGGCGCUGGUUCCAGUGGCGCGGGACUGCCACUACGCGUUUGCCGUCUACACAGGCUACAGGACCAGACAGAGGAGUCCCCUGGUCCUAGCGGCCCAAACAGAAAAGGACAUGAAUGACUGGCUGAGCUUGUUGUCAGACGUUUGCUGCGAGUGUCGGGGAAUCGCCACUCCACCGUCCAGGCAGGCCCUGUGGUCCACAACCUCCAAAGGGGACAUUUUUGCCCACGAGCCCUCCUUUUCCCUGGAGGCGGCCACGCACACGCAGUCAUGUGACCUCAUGUUCUGGCGCCAGGUCCCCGGACACAUGCGCUGUGUCGAGGCUAACAGUCUGGGGCUGGUGUGGGGCAUUGGGUGGGAUGGCACAGCCUGGGUGUACAGCGGGCACCCCGGGCGGCAGGCCAACCUGGAAGAUGCGGGUGACGUGCACCAACAGAGUGACAUCAGGAGCAUGCACGUGUAUGAGAAUCAAAGAUGGAACCCCAUGACUGGCUACACGGACAGAGGACUUCCCACCGACCGCCCCAUGUGGAGCGACAAGAGUGGACUGCGGGAGUGCACCAAAGGAAACACCCAGCCACCCUCCCCCCAGUGGGCAUGGGUGUCUGAGUGGGCCGUGGACCACAAUGUUCCCGGUGGGACGGACAAGGAAGGAUGGCAGUAUGCCGCCGACUUUCCCGUAACAUUUCAUGGCCACAAAACGCUGAAGGAUUUUGUCAGGCGAAGAUGUUGGAAAAGGAAGUGCCAGAUCACACUGAGCGGCCCGUGGCGGCCGGUCCCGCCCAUCCCCUUGAGCGACGUCUCCCUGAUGCCCUGCCUGGCCCACAGCAGCAUGGAGCAGGUCCCCCUGUGGGCCCUCAGCGACAAGGGGGACGUGCUGUGCCGGCUGGGCAUCACCCCACAAAACCCGGCAGGAAGCUCCUGGCUUCAUGUUGGCACAGACCAGCCCUUCAAGUCCAUCGCCAUUGGUGGCGCCAAUCAGGUGUGGGCCAUCGCCAAGGACGGAGCAGUCUUCUACAGAGGCUCUGUCUCCCCGCAAAACCCUGCAGGAGAAUGCUGGUAUCACAUUCCCUCUCCAUCCCGCCAGACCUUGAGACAAUUGUCUGUGGGGCGGACGUCCGUCUUUGCUGUGGAUGAAAACGGCAACCUGUGGUACAGACAGGGCCUGACCCCGAGCUACCCUCAAGGUUCGGCUUGGGAGCUCAUCUCCAACAACGUCACCAAAGUCUCGGUGGGGCCUCUGGACCAGGUGUGGAUGAUCGCAGAUGCAAUGGCGGGCUUCCCCGCAGAGGCACCAGGAGCUGUUUGCCACAGGCUGGGUGUCGGACCCAUGCAGCCCAAAGGUCAACGGUGGGACUACGGCAUAGGGGGAGGAUGGGAGCACAUCAGCGUGCGGGCCAACUCGGUGGAGGCCCCCCGCACGCAGCAGGCGCUUGCCGCCGGACCUCCGUCGCCCCGCAGCCGGCUCCCCUCGCGAGUCAACGGGGCCGCCGCGAGUGUGUAACGUGAGCGCCACAAUUGGAAAUGCGCAAUCGUCAUCACACGGGUUGUGUGGGGAAUCGCUCAGUGAGUGAAGAAUUCCAAACACAGGCCCAAUGACAUUUUCUGUACUUGGACAACUAGCUGACAAAAAAGGGAAUAUUAUGAAAUCUUGUGCAUGUGUGCAUCCUUUUCUGCUAUUCAAACGCAAAAUAUUCGGUCAACAUUGAUUAAGGGCUAAAAGUCUCAAAACAUCCUAAAUGGUCUGCGAUUGAUUUGUUUUGGGGUCUCGUUGUUUAUUGUGCAUGUUAUUUAUGUUAUUUAUGUCUUGUGCUUGUCUGAUGUACUUUUUGGGCCUGUUUGCACCCCGCCCCCAAAGACACAAACAAGAUAUAACACAACUGUACAUACAGAGAAACAAUGGGAUGGACACUUCCUGGACUCUGCAAUAAUAAUUCUAAUAAUAAAAAUAAAGAGAUCUUCCUGUUAGCAUCAAAUGCAUCAA
This is a messenger RNA of Syngnathus acus (greater pipefish), 4161 nucleotides long. RefSeq names its product tectonin beta-propeller repeat containing 1b (gene tecpr1b). The transcript is spliced from 25 exons. Gene Ontology annotation, cellular component: membrane. NCBI's taxonomy places the organism in Eukaryota, Metazoa, Chordata, Actinopteri, Syngnathiformes, Syngnathidae. The record is from RefSeq and is a predicted model, not a curated record. Bases 169 to 3681 code for a protein of 1170 amino acids.